ACUUGCAUUUUCUAAAGUCUUUUUAACAGGAAAUCAGAUUUGAUCGCAAGAAAAUAUUUUUGCAUAAAGAAAAAUUGUUUUCUUUUUCUUUUUCAAAAAUUGAUUAAUGGGGUGAGAUCUGUAAGCGACAUUAACGUCACUUGCGGAAAGCUGCGGUCCUAAAUCCCUCAUUUCAUAUACAAUUGAAACAGACCAACAUUUACAUCUCACAUUAUUCUAUUAAUUUUUUAACAUUCAAUUAAUUUUGAUAUUGAUUUGAUUUAUUAUUGUUACCCAUUGAAGAAAAUCUAUUUUCCCCUCCAAUUUUAAGGUUUUCCCGGCAUUUUCCUUGCUGCGCAACCAAACAGGGCACUAAAUUUCAGGGAGAGAAAGUUUUGAAUGAGGAGUUAAUGGGUGGAGCAGGGUCCAAGCUUGAAAAAGCUCUUGGAGAACAAUUUCCUGAGGGUGAACAUUAUUUUGGUCUUGAAAAUUUUGGCAAUACUUGUUAUUGUAACAGUGUUUUACAGGCACUUUAUUUUUGUGUUCCAUUUCGUGAGCAGUUACUAGAAUACUACUCAAAUAGCAAAAAUACUGUAGAUGCAGAGGAGAAUCUCUUGACAUGCUUGGCUGAUCUCUUUACUCAGAUAAGUUCUCAAAAGAAGAAAACAGGGGUCAUUGCUCCAAAGCGUUUUGUCCAGAGGUUGAAGAAGCAGAAUGAGCUUUUCCGCAGCUAUAUGCACCAGGAUGCCCACGAGUUCUUGAAUUUUUUGCUGAAUGAACUUGUUGACUUAUUGGAGAAGGAGACCGAGGCUGCGAAAAGGGGCCAAGUAACUUUGCCCUCUGAAGAAGUUGCUAAUGGACCAACUACCGCUCUAGUCAAUGCCUCUCAGAAAGAACCUUUGGUUACUUGGGUACACAAAAAUUUUCAGGGAAUUCUCACAAACGAGACAAGAUGCUUAUGGUGUGAGACCGUCUCAGCAAGGGAUGAAACCUUUUUUGACUUGAGCCUUGAUAUUGAGCAGAAUAGUUCAAUUACAAGCUGUCUGAAGAAUUUUAGUUCCACCGAGACUUUAAAUGCUGAGGACAAAUUUUUCUGUGAUAAAUGCUGCAGUUUGCAGGAAGCACAGAAGAGGAUGAAGAUCAAGCGACCACCCCACAUCCUAGUUAUUCAUUUGAAACGGUUCAAGUACAUCGAACAGCUGGGUCGCUACAAGAAACUAUCCUACCGAGUCGUCUUUCCUCUUGAGCUUAAACUGAGCGACACUGUUGAAGAUUCAGAUAGAGAAUACUCCUUGUUUGCUGUCGUUGUGCAUGUCGGUAGUGGCCCAAAUCACGGACACUAUGUUAGCCUAGUCAAAAGUCAUAAUCACUGGUUAUAUUUCGAUGAUGAGAAUGUGGAGAUGAUCGACGAGUCUGCGGUUCAGACAUACUUCGGGUCAUCACAGGAGUACUCGAGCAAUACAGAUCAUGGGUACAUUUUGUUUUACGAGUCCCUUGGUCAAAGCAACAUUAGCUAGGUAGACUAUCCUAGUUUUUUUUGUAAACCCAAUUUUGAUACAUUUUGAUUUUUAAAACCCUACUCAGAUGGAAACCUUUCAUUAACAUCGAACUAUUAGGGUAAAGGAAUGUUGUUGUUCAUCGUCAUCCAUUAACUGUCGGGUGAGGCAGCGUGUUCGGUUGUGUUGUUGACGUCAUUGGAACAUUGAAGACCGUUUUGAUGAUGUUGAUGAGAAACAAAAGAAUAGAAGUGUAUAUGAUGAUGCUCAAAAUUCUUUACAUUUUCUUGUAACCUUGGUUAAGCCAACUUUCUAUAGCAGUUCAAACAAUCUUGUUGGAAGUAGACAAAUCUCAUUGUUGUGUAGACUUAGCUCACCCUGUUUUCCGCUCACAUUGUGGACAUAUCCUUCGGUUUUCAUCUUCGUGUUACAACAAUAACCGCAACAACAAACCGAGCUAUGUGGAUCUUUUACCCCUCGUAUUUUACUUAAAACAAAAAAUUGAGGAGCCAUGGCGUAGUUUACUUGAAACAUUCAGCAUUUUUUCACCAGUUUUCUUAUGAAAGUUAGUAGAAUGAUGAUUAAUGGUGGAGUAUGGGCACUCUCAGGGCUGUUACUACGUCCACCAUUGAUUCCGAUGACAAGUUACAUGUCUUUGGGGGUAGAUGAUGUAGCCACAUUAGAUAACGGUGAAUGUUUGCUGAAAACUCUCAAAGAAUCUCGUAAAAUGUCGGUGAAAGGCAAUGAAUCUAACAAAUAAAUUUGAGCAAC
This is a messenger RNA of Amaranthus tricolor (Joseph's coat), 2246 nucleotides long. RefSeq names its product ubiquitin carboxyl-terminal hydrolase 4. Gene Ontology annotation, cellular component: nucleus; cytosol. The record is from RefSeq and is a predicted model, not a curated record. Gene Ontology annotation, biological process: protein deubiquitination. Gene Ontology annotation, molecular function: cysteine-type endopeptidase activity; cysteine-type deubiquitinase activity. Lineage: Eukaryota; Viridiplantae; Streptophyta; Magnoliopsida; Caryophyllales; Amaranthaceae. The transcript is spliced from 6 exons. Bases 390 to 1496 code for a protein of 368 amino acids.